This is a messenger RNA of Priceomyces carsonii, 579 nucleotides long. Its product is annotated as TRAPP complex core subunit. Gene Ontology annotation, cellular component: cytosol; cis-Golgi network membrane; TRAPP complex. Gene Ontology annotation, biological process: intra-Golgi vesicle-mediated transport; endoplasmic reticulum to Golgi vesicle-mediated transport. The transcript is spliced from 2 exons. Lineage: Eukaryota; Fungi; Ascomycota; Pichiomycetes; Serinales; Debaryomycetaceae. The coding region runs from base 1 to 579 and encodes 192 amino acids. The record is from RefSeq and is a predicted model, not a curated record.
AUGUCUAAAGCAACGAGGUACUCAGGUGAUGAGAUAUGGAAGAAUAACGUAGAAAAGAUAAAUUCAGAGAUAUUCACGUUGACAUAUGGUUCGGUAGUAUCACAACUCUGCAGAGACUUCAAUAAUGACUACCAGGAAGUGAACAAGCACCUAGACCAGAUGGGAUAUAACAUAGGGAUGAGAUUGAUUGAGGAGUUUCUAGCAAAAACUGGAGCUCAGAGAUGCAAUGUAUUCAAGGAGACAGCUGAGGUUAUUUCUAAAGUUGGAUUCAAGAUAUUCUUGAAUAUUCAACCUAUAGUAGAUAACUGGAGUGCUGACGGGAAGUCAUUUUCAUUGAUAUUGGUAGAUAAUCCAUUAGCAGAGUUCGUGGAGUUGCCUUUAGCGAGUGAUCCUAAGAUAGGCAAAGAACUCUGGUACUCGCAAAUUCUUUGUGGAGUAUUACGAGGCGCGUUACAAAUGGUUCAGCUUGAUGUUGAUGUGAUGUUCUUGAAGGACGUUUUAAGAGGUGAUGAUAAAACAGAAAUUAGAUUGAAACUAAUCAAAGUGUUGAAAGAUGAAGUUCCUGCGGGUGAAGAUUAA